AUGUUGCGAAGUAGCCGAACACUAUGGACGAGCUCUGCUAGGAGUCUUGUCUCUAAAGAUCCAUCAACAAUUACGCCUCGGCCGCUGGCAACACGCGCCCGCUCGUUGUACCAGUCUCAUUUGCCCCGUCGUCUCGCAGACCCCAAGCCACUGUAUCUCGUUCACAAGACGUAUUUUGCAACUAAACCCGCGAACCCAGAGGAAGAGAAGAAAUGGGGCCAGGAGAAACUGAAACCUCACCCAGAGUCGGUAUCGACUGAAUCUAGCGUCCGCCAAUUCCUAGAACCAGAUCAGUCGCGUAGCUCUGCACAGCCCGUUCAAGAAGGAAUAGCACAUGACCUGAACCUCGUCAAAGAGACGUUUGCAUUGAGUACGGUGCCCAAAGAAUCUUACGUCCUAGGCCUCGCCGGCACCAUUCCCUACCUCGCGACAUCCUGCAGCAACUUAUACCUGUCCUGGGCUCUGAACACCGACUGGCCUACGUCGUCCAACUUUCUCAACAGCAUCCUCAUGAACCAUGAAAAUGCAAGGUAUUGGCUUAGCGUCAUUGAACCAUUGCAGAUGGGCUACGGGGCGGUCAUCAUCAGCUUCCUUGGCGCCAUACACUGGGGACUUGAGUAUGCUGAGAAAAAGCCAAGCUAUCCACGAACACAGUUCCGAUAUGGGCUUGGUGUGCUGGCAUCAGUUGUGGCUUGGCCUACUCUCUUCAUGCCUUGGCAGUUCGCCAUGACUUCCCAAUUCGCUGCAUUCGUAGGUUUAUAUUUUGCCGACUCUCGAGCUACUGUUCGUGGCUGGGCGCCAUAUUGGUACGGCACAUACCGCUUUGUGCUGACUGCCAUUGUCGGCGUUGCCAUCAUGUUGAGUCUCAUUGGGCGAGCCAAGAUCGGCGAUACAGCUCCAAGAUUGUCUGGUCUGGGAGAAAAGUUCCAUCAAACCCACGGUGAAGAGGCUUACAAUUCCAAGUGGGCCGCAGCUGAGUCCGAAGAGAAACAGCGCCAAAAGAAACAAGAGGAGGAGGAUGAGAAACGCAAGAAGGAAGAGGAGGCCAAGAAGAAGAAGGAGAAAAAGGCCCAGAAGUCAAAGGACACGAGCCAGGAGAAGAAGGAGGCCAAGAAAUCUGAAGAGGGUCAAGAUUCGGAUAAAAAAGACAUUAAGAACGAUGAGAAAAAGGCUGAGGGUAAGAAGGAUAAGGACGAACCCGAAAACAAGGAGAACCAGGAACAAAAUUCCUAA
Pestalotiopsis fici W106-1 is the source of this 1233-nucleotide messenger RNA. RefSeq lists its product as uncharacterized. The coding region runs from base 1 to 1233 and encodes 410 amino acids. The record is from RefSeq and is a predicted model, not a curated record. Lineage: Eukaryota; Fungi; Ascomycota; Sordariomycetes; Amphisphaeriales; Sporocadaceae. The transcript is spliced from 2 exons.